Messenger RNA from Anolis sagrei ordinatus, 1432 nucleotides. It is a transcript of the gene CFAP126, whose product is annotated as cilia and flagella associated protein 126. Gene Ontology annotation, cellular component: ciliary basal body. NCBI's taxonomy places the organism in Eukaryota, Metazoa, Chordata, Lepidosauria, Squamata, Anolidae. Gene Ontology annotation, biological process: cilium organization. The record is from RefSeq and is a predicted model, not a curated record.
CCACUCCUCUGUUCUCCCUGCCUAUUGUCUUCCGCGCAUGCGCACAGUCCACCGUUGCCAAGAAACAGCCCAAACAGCAUCCAGAGGAAACAGCAUGGCAACGCAUUACAGUUCUGGCCAGUAUGAGGAUGCCUAUGCUCCCCAGAACUUGCGGAACUGGGGCCUUCCAAGAGUAACUAAACAGCACCCUUCCACCCGAGAAGGUUAUACGCAAUUUAUAGCCGAUGACAGAGGACAUCUGCUCCCGACAAUCCCACGUUCAAAGGCUUCCCCUUGGGGUACCUACUUGGGCACCUGGGAUAUGCCACUGAAGAUUCCUCCAGCCAAAGUGAACCUCACCUGCCGCUCAGUGGACGCAGCGGCCCGACUCACAGAGUGGGUCAACAAAGCGGAGGUCCUGCGCAGUGCCUGCAAUGGUUUCAGCCCAGAAAUCAUCGGCAAGCCAAGCGACCCUCCUGCACAUCCCACCAAAGAGACUUCUGCCAAACUUGGAGGGCCUUCGAGCAGAGGCUCCGAGGGGAAAAUGCCAGCUCAAGAAGCAGUCAAAUCCAGCGGGAUGGCCAGCCCUAAGCACCCCCUCUCCCGCCAGCCUGGCUGUAUUGAUGUCCGAUUGAAAAAAGAGGUUUCGUCCGAUGCCCCAGCCUUUCAGGAGCCGGAUUCCAAGGACCUGAGACAAAGAAGUGGCAGUCAGGUCCCGCUCUCACGCCAACCUGGCUCCAUGGACGUCCGGGUCAAAGACAUGGCGAGCCCCAAGACCUCAGCCACAAGCCGCCCCAACUCCAGAGAGUUUACUCCUCCAAGGAGAGCCAUUUCGGCAGAGACCCCUGCCUUGAACCGGCCUCGGUCGCUGGAAGGGAAAUCCAAAGGGGUCAGCACCCCUGAACUGUUGGCUUCCUGUUGCCCGGGAACCAUGGAAGCCAAGCCGAAAAGUGCCGUCUCACUCGAGGCGCUGUCUCCCAGCAGGCCUUUGACAAAAGCCAGCCAUGUUUCGGAGAUUAGUAAGGCUGCAUCCGAAAGGGAAGGGGCAACCAAAUCUUGCCUUGGAGAAACAUGCAGUUAAAUGUCCCUCUCAAGGUCCAAACAAACGUAUUCUAUUAGGAUGACUGGAAGUUAAAUCAAGGAAGUCAAAUCUAUUCCAUGUGUCAAGCCACUCCGAUGUGUUUGCGUUUCCCCGCAUUCCCAGGCCCUCUCCUGUUCCAACCCCAGCUUUACUUCUCUUUUUCACUUAAUCACUCAACAAGAAGCGUAUUCCAUCAAGUCCAAACAACGGUGAAAAUAUACAAAUCUCAUGCAUUUCUCAACUUGUCCAAACCUGAAGCAAAGGAAGAGGAAAGCCAACUCUGCUGCCCAAAAAAAGAUUUGCCCAACUGGAUAAGGGGCAGCAAUGAUAUCUGAGUGAUGCCGUUGAAUAAAAUCAGAUGGAAUGGUAUUA